Molecule: messenger RNA, 5840 nt
Organism: Dendronephthya gigantea
Lineage: Eukaryota; Metazoa; Cnidaria; Anthozoa; Malacalcyonacea; Nephtheidae
Exons: 4
Coding region: 162-5840 (1892 amino acids)
Molecular function (GO): protein binding; ADP binding
Source: RefSeq, a predicted model, not a curated record
CAAUGAAUCUCUAAAGUGGUUUGUUUAAUUUAGAUUAUCAGUUCCUUUUCAUUUAAUUUACAAUAUCGGCUCAAAAUUCGAUCAAUGAAUUGUUUCUUCUAUUCUGCGUUUGGAAUUAAACGAUUUCCUUUAUUCGUUGGUUUUCCAUGAAAAGCAUGUAAAUGGCAGUAAGACCCUUCUCAAAAGAAGAAUUGAAUUUCUUCAAAUUUGCAUCCAUCGUUCACGAUGAAUUUCCAAAGAUGUUACGUUCGACAUUUGUGGCAUUGUGGGACAGGAAGAUUGCACCGUUGCCUGGUUACCAAGUUUGGGACGACUCACCCGCAGUUCGCACACUUCUUUUGACGCUCGAAGGCGGUAAAACUCCCAUACCAACCAAUAAAUCGUUCAAGGAUUGGGAUUGCACAGCCCUGUUCCAGGCAACUAUUUACUCCAAGACCUUUGGAGGCUCCACCAAGACGACACUUAGUGAUCAAUUCAUAAGGGGAAAGAAACCCAGUACUUUCCAUUCUUCGCUUACAAGUUUAACUAGUACUGGGAACCAGGAUGAAAUUAUAACUUUAGCAAUCGACCAGGUUCGACUGCUUAGAAACUGCUUAUGUCACUCGCCUGAGUCAAUCUUAAAAAAACAUGAUUUUGAUUAUUAUGUUAAACUUGCUAAGGAUGCUUUUGUCGCAACUGGAUUUUCGACAGACCAAGUUGAUCAUAUUGGUAAUCUUAAGGAGAGCGACUUUCCAACUGAAAGGGUUAAUGAGUUGAAUCGAAAAAUUAAGGCUGUCGUGCUGGAGAGCAAAAAAUUUCUUGAAGAAAGGGUAGAAAAAGGAAUAACGAAAUUAACGGAUGGUCAAGAAAGUGUUAUACAAAAACUUGAUGAAAUUAAUAGGAAUGUCAUUAGGAACCAAAAUUCCAAUGCAGCAACUAUGCAAGAAAAUCGAGGGUUUGCAGCACUAGGCGCUCUGGGUCCCGCUGUGAACAAUGAUGAAUGUAUUAUCACAUUCAAAAUUACAGCAGAAAAAGUGCGACUGGUUAAAGAUAUUGGACUCGGUACUGUUACUCUCAUCGACAUUUUCAAUGCAUGUACAAAAGCUCACCCGUCCGUUUUCCAAGACGCUCUUAAAAGAGGUUUCGGCGAUGAAAAAGAUGAUCAGAAAUUUGGGGAGAUCAGCCAAGGAUGUCUCCUUGUUCCACUGCACUGUCUUACAGAUGAAAGAUUUCUGGAGGUUUUGGAUGAUUUUGAAUCUGGAAGGCUGAAAAAACGUUUACUUACAGAGUUUUCGCAAAUUGGAGUUGAAAUAGAAGGAUUAGAGAUUGAGAUAAAGAACAUGAAAGAAGUAAACAAAAGGAAGGAGAAUAUAAAAGGAAAAUUGCAGGAAUUCAGUGCAAAGUUCGUUAAAUAUCGACAAGGUAUUGUCAAUGUUCAAGGAACUGACAGACAGUCCCAUCUAAAAAGCUGCAUUCCUGACAAACCAGAACUAUUUAUUCGCCGUGACACUAUAGUAAAUCAAAUAGUAUCUUCCUUAGUCGAUGAUGCCUGUGGAAUUGUUUCUAUUGUUGGUGGACCAGGUUUUGGCAAGAGUACUGUUGCAAUUGAAGUUUCCCAUCACUUAAUAAGCAAAGAGAGAGACAUCGUCGUCAUUUUCUCGUUUCUGUCACAAGCUUUCACUAUUCCUGAAGUAAUAACGCGUCUCUGUCAUGACGUUGGCGUUAUUCCUGGAGAAGAUCCUAAAUCAUCGUUAAUGUUUUGGUUGAAGAGUAUUGAGGACAAAGUUGUCCUAGUCAUGGACAACAUUGAGCAGCUUCUUGAACGGCAUGUAAAGCAUAGCUUUCUUGAAUUAGUGCGUACGCUUCGCAAAAAUUCACAGCAACAUAUACAGAUUUUAACAACGUCAAGAACAGAAUUCUCAAUUUCAGAAACGCAAACCAAAUUUCAAAUACGAGAGAUGGAUGAAACAACAUGUAUCGAGCUCUUAGAAAAGUGUUGUCCUGUUGAAGUCGAAAAAGCAUUCUUGUCUCAAUUAGCUGAGCUGUGCGGUUUUGUUCCACUCGCCUUGUGUAUUGCAGGAACACUAAUUGAUGAUCCUGAUGACCUUUCAGAGUUGAUACAGUGGUUAAAAGAGAAACCCAUGGAAGCAUUGAGGAAUUCUGACCAGUGUGUUGAACGAGCCAUCGAGUUCUCUUUUCAAAAGUUGUGCGAUGAAGAUCAGAAGGAUUUUGUUUGUCUUUCGGUAUUUCAUGGGGACUUCCACAGAGAGUCUGCCGAAGAGGUGAUGGAGAAAACUGGGGUGAAAACUCACCACUUCCUAAGAAAUCUCGUUAAUCGAAGUCUCUUACAGCGUAGAGGUGAUAAGCGUUUCGUGAUUCAUUCGCUCAUUCGGCGAUUCUUGGCUGAUUGUGACCGAUUUCACGGUGAAAAGGCAAAUGCAAGAAGCUUGAUGGUAAGCCAUUUUCUGAAGAUGUGCCAUGAGUUGACCAAGGUUUCUUAUACACGUGACAGAUUCACUAGCGCCAGGGAAACACUUAAAAAAGACAUCCACAACGUCGAGGAAACGCUCAAAAUAUGUAGUCAAGAUCCGGCAACCAAUUCAAACACAAUCGUCCUAGAGUCCUUGGCAAGUAGUGACAUUUACAUGUCUUCAUACAGAUUUUUUCACACCUUCAGCUGGGAUCUUCUUCCAGAAGCAGUUUUGGGAAAUUUCUUCGAAUCUUGUACUAAACUAGCCAGAAAACAGGAACAAGUAGUUACUGAAAUCCUUUUCCAAUGUUUCCUAGCAGAUCAAGAAGGUCGUAAAUUUUCACGGGAUUCUCCUGAAUACACCAGUCAAAUUGGGAUACUCGAGGCAGCGUUUCAUAAAUAUGAAAUGGAUUUGAAAGACGAUAGAUUCGUUUUUAUGUUUUGUUACGAAUUGAUUACGCGAUAUCAUUUCAACAGCACACAAAAUAACCAACCAGCAGAUCUUCCUUACAAUAAUCUUUCUUCUUUGCCUGAAAGCAAAGAGUUGAGUCUUGAAGAAAAGGUGGCGGAAGCAUAUAUUUUAAAGAAGAGGGGAAAUAUUUGCAAAUUGCAGGCCAAUAAACUGUUCCGCACAGACGACAAAAAGUACGAGGAAUACAUGAACUCUGCAAAAUCAUUUUACAAUGAAGCUCUAUCUUUAGCCCAAAAUGCCUUAGGCGAUCACGAAUUAACAUGUUCUCUCCACAAACUUCUGGGAGAUCUAUAUUUUAACAUGGAUAAGAGAGAAGAGGCACUCGAGUGUUAUACCCAUGCUAUAAAUCUACACAAGAAACUACAACUUGAUUCUAAUGAAAAGUUUGUGAUGUUGCUCAAAAAUUUAGGAGGAUGCCUCUCGUUUAGUGGUCGCUUCGAAGAAUCAAUGGAAAAGCUAAGCGAAGCACGCGAUAUAGCCAACAAGAUCACUGAGGAAAACGCCCAUUUUAAAGCCCUGGUGUAUUAUGAGUUGGCAAAAACAUGUAGUUCCUGGAAACCCGAAUGUCAAAAAGCCGUGGAAUAUGCAGAAAAGGCAAUGAAAAUGCAAAAGUUGCGGGACCCGCGCAAACUAGAAGAAUUGAGGGAGAUUAUUGAAAAGGCAGAGGUCGUAAAAAAAUUCAUCAACUCAUUACGAGAUAUCGUCAACGUUGAAGAAACUGAUCGGUUGUCUCAACUCAAAAGCCGCAUACCUGACAAACCACAAACAUUCAUUGGCCGUGUCAGUGAAGUAAAGCAAAUAAUAUCCUCCUUGGUGGAGAAUGGCUGUGGAAUUGUCUCUAUUGUCGGUGGAGCAGGUUUUGGAAAAACCACUGUCGCAGUUGAAGUUUCUCAUCACUUAAGCAAUGACCAUAAUAUUGCCGUCUUUUUCUCAUCCCUGUCAAAUGCUUCAAGUGUUGCUGACGUUAAACGACGUCUUUGUCGUGACGUGGGCGUUAUUGCUGGAAAACGUCCUGACUCAACUUUAACUUUCUGGUUAAAGAGUGUUAAGAAGAAAGUUGUCCUUGUGAUGGAUGGCAUCAAGCAAAUGCCCAAAGGCGAUUUUCAAUCCGAGUUCACUGAAUUAGUGCUUUCCCUCCGUAAACAUUCACAGCAACAUGUGCAGAUCCUAACAACUUCAAGAAUUCAAUUUCCUGUUUCAGUAAACACGGUAAACUAUCAAACAGAGAAGUUAGAUGUGACAUAUAGUGUGGAACUUUUAAGAAAGUGUUGUCCUGAUGUAAAAGUUGAAGAUGCAUACCUGUUUGAAUUGGCAAAGCUGUGUGGUUUUGUUCCUCUCGCCUUGUGUAUCGCAGGGACACUAAUUCCAGAUCUUGUUGAUCCUUCAGAGUUGAUACAUUUGUUCAGAGAGAAACCCAUGAAAGGAUUGCGGAACCCCAACCAGUGUAUUCAGCAAGCCAUCUGGGCCUCUUUUCAGAAUUUGAGAGAUGAAGAGCGGAAGGCAUUGGUUUGUCUUUCAGUAUUUGUUGGAAAUUUUCAGAGCAGCUCCGCAAAAGAGGUAGUUAAUAAGAGUGGCGUGGAAGUCGAAAAUUUAUUAGAAUGUCUCGUGAGACGAAGUUUGGUCCAGAAAAUUGGUGAUGGGCGCUACGUAAUUCAUUGGCCUAUUAAAAGAUUUUUAGCUGAACAUGAUGAAUUUCAAGAUGAAAGGAAAAUGACACAAGAACUGAUGGUGAAACAUUUUCUAAAGCUGUGCCAUUCGUUAACCAUGGACGGUUACUUAUAUAAUAGUUACACUAGCGCCAGAGAAUCACUAAGGAAAGACAUCCACAAUAUCGAGAAAACGUUAAAACUGUGCACCGAAGAUGAGGCAAGAGUUCUGGGUCCAAAUAUCGCAGAGUUGGUGGCGAGCAGUGAUCUUUAUAAUUCUUCUUGCAGGUUCUUUUGCGAGUUCAGCUGGGAUCUUUUUCACCCCAAUGUUUUAACGAAGUUCUUGGAAUCUUGUGUUAAGCUGGCCCAAAGGCGAAAGCAACCGGCUAUUGAGAUGGCAUUUGGAUGUUUGGUAGCAGAUCAAUCAGGACAUACAUCGGGACGGAAAACUCGGGAAUACACUCGCCUCGUGGACGUCAUCGCUAAAGAGUCGCAGAAAAAUGACGCGUUAUGGAAAGAAGAUAGGUCUUUAUUUAUCCUCUGUCAUUAUAUUUUCUCCCUAUUUGACUCUGAUAAACCAACAAAUGAGGCACCUCCUGAUCUACCAGAGGAUGAUCUUCAACCAUUGAAUGAAGACAAAUCUGCAAGUCCUAUCGCGAAAGCUGAGGAAGCAUAUUUUCUGUUGGCGCGUGCUAAUUUGAACAAGAAACGUGGUAUUAAAGUAUCCAAGGCUAAGAGUGCCAACGGAGAUUCCUAUGAAUACUUUAAAAAAGCAGAAACACUUUACAACAAGGCGUUGGCGUUGGCUAAAGAGUUGUUAGGUGACCACGAAUUCACAUGCCGUCUGCACCUACAGUUAGGAGACCUCUAUUUAGAAAUGCACGAUAACACAAAGGCAAUAACGUGCUUUACCGAUUACAUAAUUCGGCGCAAGAAGCUGGAACUGUAUUUUAACGAAACCUUCGUGUAUUUUCUCAAGAAAUGUGGAAUCUGUCUGGCUCAUCUUCGUAAUUUUAAUGCAUCCGUGACAACGUUAAAGGAGGCUCGUGACCUAGCUGGAGAGCAAACGCGUUGUAGAGCAUUUUUAAUUUAUGAAUUAGCAAAAACCUAUAAUAUGUGGAAACCUGGCUGCUGUGAAGCGGUGGAAUUUGCUAACGAAGCAUUGGAAAUGCAAGAAUUACGGAAAAGCGAGAAAAUGAUAAAAACAUUAGAGAGGAUUCUUCAAAUAACCGAAAAAAAUACGGCGUCAUUAUUGGCGGAUGGAAACAAUUAG